AUGAAGUUCUCGGACGAACUUGGCGUCGUAGGUCGACUCGCUGGUGGUACCUUUUCCGGUGGUGAAAUCGCGUCGCUAACACACAGCGGCAUAACGUCGGAGGCUACCCCACCGGUCAGGCAAGAAGUCCAAGGUAAAUCCGGAAAAAUAUUAAAGGAUACAAAGAUUCACGACCUUCCCGUUGCUGGUAGCUCGGAUUUUAAUCGGGCAGAACACAACGGUCCAAAAAUCGAAGCACCAGUCACCGGGUCCUCCAAUGGCAAUCCGCCGGUCACUUCGCGAUUGUUCGCCGCCGACUCCGUGGAUGUCGCAAAUCAGAGUUGUCUUCCAGUUCAUUUCGGCUCUUUACCGGUGUUGUCAAAAAUGGUGCAUACAGUGAAUAGCGGCGCCUCAGAUAAUUGCAACCCUCAGCUGCAAUAUCACUCCGUUUCAAUCAACCCAUCUUUGGGCCAAACACUUCACUCUCAACGAGAGGCGACACCUUCACUCCCAACGAGAAGCCGCGGUCACUUGAAUACCACCGUGGACGACGUCCCUCCGACAGCCAGGACCAUUAACCCCGACGGCCGUGCUGUGAGAGCAAUAAUGGCUACAGAAAUACACAAGUACAUGUUGUGCUUUAAUGUGUUUAAAAUUAUGUUCCCAUCUCCAAUCUGUAUCGUCCAAUAG
Molecule: messenger RNA, 669 nt
Organism: Striga asiatica
Lineage: Eukaryota; Viridiplantae; Streptophyta; Magnoliopsida; Lamiales; Orobanchaceae
Source: the annotation of a GenBank genome assembly